GCUGGCAACACGGUAUUUAAAUGUCCGCGUCGUUUUGUUGUGGCAUUUGUUCAGAGCGUUCGUUCUGAUCAAGGACUAAUCGAACAGAUUCUAGGUCAAAUCAUGCUUCCACUUAAUCUAGCGAGCCGUGUGGCCUGAACUCGCUCUCUUGCCAGCAGGGGCAUACGGUCUCGCGUGACAUGUAGCACAGUGCGAAUGCGACGCACUGACGCUUCGACACAUGGAGCGCAUUGGCUCGAUCGCGCGGCCGUAGAACAUUAUGUUUUUUCCGGUGACACAAAGAAUGACCGCAAUUUUGCUAGGAGGAUGCCUCGUGAUGAUGAUAGUAGUUGUUUUGAGCUACCGGCAGCUCGUCGCCUCACAGUUGGUCCCAGCAGUGCCUGUACCACACGCCGCUAGUCUGAGCCACGUCACGAGGCAUCAGCAACCUUCCGGUAAACAUCUGAACCCCAAGGACGCAAUCAUAGCCUCAAUGGAAAGCAAGCUGAGAGACCUGGAGGCACGCAUUAAGAAGCUGGAGAACACUGCUCCCAAGGACUUCCCUCUGGUGCGGCAGCUAGACUACCGUGACAAGAAGCGCAUACUGGUGGCCGGAGGCGCUGGCUUCGUGGGCAGUCACCUGGUGGAUGUGCUGAUGCAACAGGGUCACCAAGUCACGGUGCUGGACAACUUCUUCACUGGCAGCAAGCGCAACAUUGAGCACUGGUUAGGACACCACAACUUUGAGCUCAUCCACCACGACAUUGUCAACCCUUUCUUCAUCGAGGUGGACUUCAUCUAUAACCUGGCAUCGCCCGCUUCACCUCCUCAUUACAUGCUGAACCCUGUCAAGACAAUCAAGACAAAUACCUUGGGCACGAUCAACAUGCUCGGACUGGCGAGGCGCGUAGGCGCCCGCCUACUGAUCACUUCGACGUCCGAGGUGUACGGGGACCCCGAGGUGCACCCCCAGCAUGAGGACUACUGGGGCCAUGUGAACCCUAUCGGCCCCAGGUCCUGCUACGACGAGGGCAAGAGGGUGGCUGAAUCCCUCUGCUACGCCUACCAGAAGCAGGAACACCUGGACAUCCGCGUGGCCCGAGUGUUCAACACGUACGGCCCCCGGAUGCACCCCAACGACGGCCGGGUGGUCAGCAACUUCAUCCUGCAGGCCCUGCAGAACGAACCCAUUACGAUUUACGGCAGCGGCAAGCAGACGCGCUCCUUCCAGUACGUGAGCGACUUGGUCGACGGCCUGGUGAGCCUCAUGAACUCUAGCUACACGCAGCCGGUGAACCUGGGCAACCCUCACGAGCACACCAUAGAGGACUUUGCCAAGAUCAUCAAGACUCUAGUCGGAGGAACCAGUAAGAUUGUUUAUACCGAUAAAGUGGAAGACGAUCCACAGAGGAGAAGACCUGACAUCACGCGGGCAAAGACCGAGCUCAAGUGGGAACCAAAGGUUGAGCUGCAGGAUGGCCUGAAGAAGACGGUGGAAUAUUUUAGAGAGGAGCUGAACAAAAAUAGCAAGUCUUUCAGAAAUCCACCAUCAGUGGGUCAAGCUUAGUCAUUCGAGAGUUAAAAACUGCCUUUGAAGAAGUGGACAAUUGGUGGUGGGUGUUUCGCUUGCAUUUUGAACAGGUAUUUAUAGGUGGAGCAAGUUUUCAAUAUCACAUUUGUCCUCGAAGAUUGCCCAAGCAGCUUUGGAGAGCAAGGUUUAUUUUACUUUCAAGUACUGUGCAUAGAUGACCCAUUGAGGCGCACAUCUUUCAUUAGCAUUUUAAUAUGCAGCAUUCGAUCAUAUUCCUUCCCCUAGCAGCAUAUUGUAGAUUUUAUGUAAACAAGUGAUGACUUUUUUCAUGAACAAGAAUUGCGCGAGUUUGAUUCUGAAUUGUAGUAAAUACUGCUUUAUUUAA
Messenger RNA from Ixodes scapularis (black-legged tick), 1895 nucleotides. RefSeq names its product UDP-glucuronic acid decarboxylase 1. The transcript is spliced from 10 exons. Bases 260 to 1546 code for a protein of 428 amino acids. Gene Ontology annotation, biological process: D-xylose metabolic process. Gene Ontology annotation, cellular component: cytoplasm. Gene Ontology annotation, molecular function: UDP-glucuronate decarboxylase activity; NAD+ binding. The record is from RefSeq and is a predicted model, not a curated record. NCBI's taxonomy places the organism in Eukaryota, Metazoa, Arthropoda, Arachnida, Ixodida, Ixodidae.